Cyphellophora europaea CBS 101466 is the source of this 2265-nucleotide messenger RNA. RefSeq lists its product as uncharacterized. The transcript has 2 exons. The record is from RefSeq and is a predicted model, not a curated record. Gene Ontology annotation, cellular component: membrane coat. Bases 1 to 2265 code for a protein of 754 amino acids. Lineage: Eukaryota; Fungi; Ascomycota; Eurotiomycetes; Chaetothyriales; Cyphellophoraceae. Gene Ontology annotation, molecular function: clathrin binding. Gene Ontology annotation, biological process: vesicle-mediated transport; intracellular protein transport.
AUGGCGAUGAACAGGAUGAAAAGUGCAUUUGCACCGCCCAAGAAGGGCGAAACUUUCGAGUUGCGAGCGGGUCUCGUGUCGCAGUAUGCCUACGAACGAAAGGAGUCCAUCCAGAAGACCAUCAUGGCCAUGACACUCGGCAAGGAUGUCUCAGCGCUCUUUCCAGACGUCUUGAAGAAUAUCGCCACUGGCGAUCUUGAUCAAAAGAAACUGGUGUACCUCUACUUAAUGAAUUAUGCCAAAUCACACCCUGACCUCUGUAUCUUAGCCGUCAACACAUUUGUACAGGAUUCCGAGGACCCCAAUCCUCUCAUUCGAGCGCUCGCAAUACGUACGAUGGGCUGCAUCCGCGUGGACAAGAUGAUCGAUUAUAUGGAAGAGCCCCUCCGGAAGACGUUACGAGAUGAAUCACCUUAUGUGCGCAAGACCGCUGCCAUCGGCGUGGCAAAGUUGUUCGACCUAGCUCCAGCAACAUGUCUAGAAAAUGGCUUCCUGGAAAUCUUACAAGAGCUACUAGGCGAUUCCAAUCCUAUGGUGGUCGCAAAUGCGGUGACGGCCCUCGCGGAAAUUAUGGAGACUGCUCCCGACACUCACGCCCUCAAAAUCACGCCGAACACACUCAAGAAGCUGCUUAUGGCUCUAAACGAAUGCACCGAAUGGGGUCGAGUUUCGAUCCUGAGCACGCUAGCCCACUACAAAGCACAGGAUGUCAAGGAAUCGGAACAUAUCUGCGAAAGGGUUGCUCCACAAUUCCAGCAUGUCAACUCCAGUGUUGUUCUAGCCGCAGUCAAGGCGGUGCUCCUACAUAUGAAAUAUGUCAGCCCCGAGCAGGCUAAGACAUACCUCAAGAAAAUGGGACCUCCUCUUGUCACACUCAUUUCAUCCGCCCCUGAAGUUCAAUACGUGGCACUACGGAACAUCGAUCUCAUCCUCCAGAAACAGCCUGACAUCCUCAGCAAAGAGUUGAGGGUGUUCUUCUGCAAAUACAACGACCCACCAUAUCUGAAAUUCUCGAAACUCGAAAUUAUGGUCCGAAUAGCAAAUGAGAGCAACGUCGACCAACUCCUGAUGGAACUGAAAGAAUAUGCCCUUGAAGUCGAUAUGGACUUCGUUCGUCGGGCCGUCAAAGCCAUUGGACAAGUCGCGAUAAAGAUUGAAGCUGCUUCAGAACGAUGCGUCAACGCCCUACUCGAUCUCAUCAACACUAAGGUCAACUAUGUUGUGCAAGAAGUCAUUGUGGUCAUAAAAGACAUCUUCCGCAAAUAUCCCGGCUACGAAGGUAUCAUCCCCAAGUUAUGUAAAUGCAUCGACGAACUUGACGAACCCAACGCGCGCGCCUCUCUGAUAUGGAUCGUUGGCGAAUAUGCCGAAAAGAUUUCUAAUGCUGGUGACAUCCUUGGAGGCUUCGUGGAUGGUUUUGGCGAGGAGUUCUCUCAAACGCAACUCCAGAUUUUGACGGCCGUGGUCAAACUAUUCCUGAAGCGACCACAAGCUGCACAAGGACUUGUACAGAAAGUGCUCCAGGCUGCCACCGCCGAGUGCGACAAUCCAGACAUCCGCGACCGUGCUUUCGUCUACUGGCGCCUUCUCUCCAAUACCACAGAUCAGAAUGCUCCUAAGAAUAUCAUUCUCUCCGAGAAGCCCGCCAUCACCACCACGAUCCAGUCUUUGCCGCCCUCACUACUCGAGAAACUGCUUACGGAGCUCUCCACCCUUGCAUCGGUCUACCACAAACCUCCCGAGCAGUUCAUUGGCCAAGGUCGCUUCGGCGCCGACGCGGUCCAACAGGCUGCCAUUGAGGAACAGAUGCAAAAUGCACGUGAGAACCCACUCGCGGCUGCCGCUGCCGCAGCUGCAGUCCAAGGCAAAGCUCCUCCACAAUCACAGCAGAACAAUGCCGAGAAUUUAUUGGAUAUCGAUUUCGAUGGCGCGGCGCCUGCGUCAGCGCAGAAAGAGCCAAGUAAUGGCCUCACCGGCUUGGAGGGCUUAAGUGGCACGCCUGUGGGCGGCACGCCGGCGCGAGUUAUGAGUCCGGUGAGCGGCGGUGCCAGUGGAAUGGACGAUCUGAUGGGUGUGUUUGGCAAUGGAGGUGGAGACAGCAGUGCAGCUGCACCUUCCUCGGCCGGCGGAUUUGGAGGUAUGAGCGAUUCAGACAUCAUGAAUGGCUUUGCGGGCAUGGACCUGAGUGGGCAGUCUGGCCAAGGGCAGGCUCAGCAACAACCAGGUGGGAAGAAGACGAAUGAGGACUUGUUGAGCUUGUUUUAA